CACACAGCAGAAAAAAAAGUGCUCAGAGAGAGAUAGAAGAGAACAGGGGUGAGGAGCCGAGCUUGAGAUAAGACCUGGAGAUACGCAAAAAGAUUUGAGACCAGAGAGACUUCUGCGAAUUGACAGAGUAAAGAUGCACAGUCCCUCCUGGUUUUUGGCUACAGUGAUUCUGUGUUUUUAUGGAUUUUAUGUAGAUGGGCACUGCUUGGAUUUGGCAGAUUGCAUGGACCUUAACUCUAAUGAACAAAGAUUGCAAUGCAUCAAUCAAUGCACAAGUGAACAAGAAUACUCCAAUUAUGGAAGACUUUCUUUACCUGAACAGCAAAGCGAUGAGGAAGAGGUUGAGGAAGAGAGCCUCAGUUUGGGCCUGCUCCUAUCCGCUCUGUCUCCCGUCUUAAACAACGCCCAAGACCCCAAUGAAGAACCCCUCCACAGCGAGGACAGAAGGUCUUACUCCAUGGAGCACUUCCGCUGGGGGAAACCCAUGGGCCGUAAACGUCGUCCAAUCAAACUAUUCACCAACGGGGCUGUGGAGGUGGAACCAGAGGAGUCCACGGAGGCCGGUCGAGUCGAGCGAGGGCAGGGAACCACCAUGGACGGUCAACAGAGGAAUAACGCAAAGAGCAACGGCAAGUACCGCAUGACCCAUUUCAGGUGGAACACCCCGCCUGAGAAACGCUACGGCGGGUUUAUGAGGCCAUCGUCAGAGCAAUCCCACAAGCCCCUGCUCACGCUGAUACGUAACGUCAUUGUUAGAGAUGGACAGCAGUUGAAAAAUUAA
Messenger RNA from Triplophysa rosa, 781 nucleotides. RefSeq names its product proopiomelanocortin b (gene pomcb). The record is from RefSeq and is a predicted model, not a curated record. Gene Ontology annotation, biological process: neuropeptide signaling pathway. Gene Ontology annotation, cellular component: extracellular region. Gene Ontology annotation, molecular function: neuropeptide hormone activity. The coding region runs from base 134 to 781 and encodes 215 amino acids. NCBI's taxonomy places the organism in Eukaryota, Metazoa, Chordata, Actinopteri, Cypriniformes, Nemacheilidae. The transcript is spliced from 3 exons.